CACAGCAUCAGCCCGCGAAACAUCAGUGUCCGGAACACGGAGAGAACAUGGCAAAUGCGUACCUGCAAGGAGUAGAGAUCUCCGCGUCUCAGUUCCUGGAUAUUUUCCAUCAUUAUGACAACGAUGGUAAUGGAUAUAUUGAAGGGAAGGAGUUGCAGAAUUUUAUCAAAGAACUUCAACAAGCUCGAAAACAAGCAGGACUGGAACUAACAGACAAAAUGAAAGCUUUUGUGGAGAAAUAUGAGCAAAAUGCUGAUGGGAAAAUAGGUAUCACUGAGCUGGUACAAAUACUACCAACAGAGGAAAACUUCUUGCUAUUUUUCAGACAACAGCUAAAGUCCUGUGCAGAAUUUAUGGAGGCAUGGAGGAAUUAUGAUGCUGAUCACAGUGGAUACAUUGAAGCUGAUGAACUUAAGAACUUUUUGAAAGACCUUCUUCAGAAGGCCAAAAAACCAUAUGAUGAAAAGAAAUUAGAAGAAUACACACUGACUACGCUGAAAAUGUUUGAUUCAAAUAAAGAUGGGAAAUUAUGUCUGUCAGAAAUGGCAAGGCUGUUACCAGACCAGGAGAACUUUCUACUAAAAUUUCAGGGUGUUACAAUGGCCAGAAAAGAGUUCAACAAGAUUUUUGAGUUAUAUGAUCAGGACAGGAACGGUUACAUGGAUGAAAAUGAGCUUGAUGCCCUUCUCAAAGACCUUUGCGAGAAGAACAAUAAGGUUCUAGAAGUCAGCAAAAUCCCGACAUAUAAGAGUGCCAUCAUGGCCCUGUCUGAUGGAGGGAAGCUCUACAGAACAGAGUUAGCACUAGUGUUGUGUGCAGAGGAGAUGUGAACCCCAGCAUCCACAAUACUCACCCCUUCAUACUCACACCAUCCCAGAACCAUUCCUCAGCUCACCUGUGAAGUGUAAAUUAUCUAGAACCGAAUGCAUAUUUCUGUUCUUUCAUUUAGAAAAUGUAUUUCACAUAAACAGGCAACUGUUGGCACAUACUUUUCGAUUUGUUGUUUCUAUACUGUUUCUAAGUGUACAGACUUUUUUAACAAUGAUGUGGUUACAAUACUUCUGACCUACACCUUGUGCACUACAUACAUUGACAUUUCACCUUCAACAGAGGAAACCCAGAACAGUACUUAAUCCCAAUACAGAUUUCAAUAUCCAAAAUAUAUUGAUUGCCAAUGUCUAUUCAGUGAAUAAUCUUGAUAUCAUAGACAAAAAGCAAUAAUGACCUCAAGGAAUGCCAAUGAAACAUGGCCUGUUGGUGGAAUCUAUAUAAAACUCCAAAAGGCUACAUUUACUUUAGCGAUGCAUGUUUUUAGAUGAAGACAGGCACCUGCUAGUGUGACUGUAAGCAUAUGCCGAUUGUAAUGCGUCGCCCCAGCCCUGUCUCUGAUGUUAGAUCAACUUAAUUUUGCACUGUAAAGAAUGACAUGCUCCUCUAUGCUGAACACAGAAAGUGUGUAAGAAGAAUUUAAACUUAUUGAAUUACUACCAAAUCCAGUGGUCCUGCCUCUUAUUUCUCAACAGAUAAUUUCAAAUGAAUAUCCUCUGCAAGCAAUUUAUAUGAUUUGGAUCAGAUGCACCAUCAUCACUUGUCAUUACAUCCAUUCUGUUAGUUUUUAAAGUAAAUAAAACUAUACUUAAAUUUCAUUUUAGGACUUCAAACAUUGCAUGAACGUGUAACUGAUGUAGAGGAACUUUUGAAAAAGAAUGCAGUAUCUUUAAGUACAAUUAUCUGCACCAUCUGGAUCAGUGAUCUAAUCUUAUAAUUGAAUAACUGACCUUCCAAUGGUGGACACUCACAUUUUGUCUGGGAGCCUGGAAGGCAUAAAACUUGUGUGAUUGUGAACAAACAGACACGUACUCAAAAGAGAAGCAUAUUUUCUGGCUGGAAAAUAGAAAAAUUUUAUAUGUACCAUUUGUCAAUGUUUUAAAAAAUAUGUUAAUUUUGACAUUAAAAAUGCAUAUGAUU
Messenger RNA from Xyrauchen texanus (razorback sucker), 1968 nucleotides. Its product is annotated as calbindin-like. Gene Ontology annotation, cellular component: terminal bouton; dendritic spine; nucleus. Gene Ontology annotation, molecular function: calcium ion binding. Lineage: Eukaryota; Metazoa; Chordata; Actinopteri; Cypriniformes; Catostomidae. Bases 48 to 830 code for a protein of 260 amino acids. Gene Ontology annotation, biological process: regulation of presynaptic cytosolic calcium ion concentration; regulation of long-term synaptic potentiation. The record is from RefSeq and is a predicted model, not a curated record. The transcript has 11 exons.